Penicillium salamii is the source of this 1524-nucleotide messenger RNA. The record is from the annotation of a GenBank genome assembly. NCBI's taxonomy places the organism in Eukaryota, Fungi, Ascomycota, Eurotiomycetes, Eurotiales, Aspergillaceae.
AUGGACCCUGGCUUGUUCUGGACUUUUUCCACUUCUCUGCACAUCAACAUCAUGUCUGCAGAAAGCCCAGGCCAGAAAAAUGGCUUCAAGUCAUUUGUUUCUAAUGCAUUGCGACCCAAGAAAUCUCGCCAAACACUCAGGAAGGGUAGCAGAUCGACUACAGACUUGCGGCUGGCCGCACGUCCAAGUGUCGAUGAGGGGGCCCCUCCCCCAUUGCCUGCUCCUCCGAUGCCAGAAUUAGCUCCUUUGCACGCUCAUAGGCUCAAAUACCAGGAAUUACAUGCGCAGGUGGACAGUCAGCUUGGCGAACGACGAGACUACACGGAAAUCAUCCAUUCGCUAGGCACUCUCGGAGUCGACGAUGACGUCGACCAAGUAUAUGAGCACAACGACCGCCGUCCGCCAGGCGAGGGUGACAUAGCGAGCCUACCACCCAAGUUAUGGGCACGAAUUGCAAACUACCUGGAUCCAGCGGAAGCAGCAAGCCUGGCAAUUGCGAGCAUCACCCUCUACCGACGACUAGGCCCAAGAUACUUCAUGGCCCUCGAAUACCCCGAAGCCCUUCCAUACAAGGUCACGUUCCUAGCCGGCCUCGAUGGAUCUCUCCCAGCACAUCUUCUCUGUAUACCCUGUGCCCGCUACCACGUUCGCACCCAGCGCGGCACAGAACGUUUGCGACCAACCCACGUCCUCAAUCCUCUCUUCAAGUGUCCAAACUCAACCAACGCCCUCAACCCCCCUCCCCGCCACCGCAUCACCCACGGCCGCAUGCUACCUUUCACCUUCGUCCAACUCACCAUGCGCGCUCGCCGAUUCGGCCCCUCCUACGGACUGACCCCAGAAGCCCUAGGCCGCCGCUGGCAUCGCGACGACUGGUCUCAUACCACUCGAUUCCACAUACAUUCAGGCCGACUCCUAAUGCGCGUCACGUCACAGACAUUCGCAGCGCCCGGGCUAACACCCUCAGCGCAGCGCAUGCUCCUAUUCUCGCGCGAAGACUACUGGCCGUAUUUCAGUGCGUGCGCACACUGGCGUGAUGGCGAGCUCAUGCCCGCUUGCAAGUGUGCGCUGGAGCAUAUUCCGCGUCCACGCAGUACGGGUGGUCUACAGGGUCUUGAGCAUCGUGUCAAAGACCGAUUGGCGGGUGAAGUUUUUGAUCCGAAUGCGCUGACGACGCUGUGUGGGUUCUGUCGGCCGAUGCGAAGGUGUCCCCAGUGUCCAACUGAGUAUUUGAUUGAAGUAAAGCUGUGCGAGGACCGUGCAGAUGGAAGAUUCAAGCAGGCUAUCACCGUUACGCGGUGGAGUGACCUUGGAGAUGGGAAAACGCCGCAUGGCAUCCAGUGGGGAGCUAUUAAUGGAAAGAGAGAUGAUUAUGACUCGUUCCAGCAUGAACAUUAUGCGAAGCGGGGAAUUGCGAGUAUCUUCGAGGCUGCUUUCACGGCGGAUACGCUACCUGGUCAGCGAGUUAUCUCACUGAAUCCGAAGCAAAAGAGGUUAGGGGAGAAGGGUAAUGAUUGGUAUUAG